AUGGCCAGCAAACUCCCACCAUCAGCCCUCCAAACCCUCAGGCGACCAUCCCUCAACAUCAACAACAACCACCUCCCCUCCCCAAUACCUCAAACCCAGCUCCGCCACGCAACCUUCAUCCCCCGCCACCGCCGCCCCUACAAGUUCACCCAGCUCGUCCAGCUCUCCGACGGCUCGACCUACACCGUCCGCACCACCUCCCCCAUCGCACUCUACAAGUCGGCAAAGGACACCCGCAACCACAUCCUCUGGCAGCCCACCGACAAGUCCCUCCGCAACGUCGAGGUCGACGAGGCCGGCAAGCUCGCCGCCUUCAGAGAGCGCUACGGCCGCGGGUGGGACGCCGAGGAGGCUGCCGUCGAGCAGCAGGAAGCUGCGGCAACAGACAAGAAGGCAGAGGAAAGUGAUCCGUUUGACAGUCUUGUUGGGUUGAUCAGUGAUUUCGCUGCCGGAUCAACAAGUAAUACCGCCGGAGGGUUGAGUGCAAAGGAGCAGGCGAAGAAGGAUAAGGGGGGGAAGAAGAAAUAA
Messenger RNA from Podospora pseudopauciseta, 528 nucleotides. RefSeq lists its product as uncharacterized. The record is from RefSeq and is a predicted model, not a curated record. Gene Ontology annotation, cellular component: mitochondrial large ribosomal subunit. Gene Ontology annotation, molecular function: structural constituent of ribosome. Bases 1 to 528 code for a protein of 175 amino acids. Lineage: Eukaryota; Fungi; Ascomycota; Sordariomycetes; Sordariales; Podosporaceae. The transcript has a single exon. Gene Ontology annotation, biological process: mitochondrial translation.